AUUUUCUGUCAGGCAUUUUCUGUAGGCUCCCUUCCUAUCUUAAGAGAGAUUGCUUGAUGUUGUCCUGCAUCUAAUUGCUUGUGCAGCUCUCCUUUUAGAAGGAUUUAUUUUUAGUAAUAGUGAUAUUUACCAUGGCUCUGACUGACGGUUGGAUGGUGUGUUAGAAUACAAACACAUUGGAAUAUACGUGCAGUGGGUACAUCAGUGGACAGCAGCAGGGUCGGGCAGCAUUUGUACAUGUGACUGUCAACAUGACCCCCAUGGACCAGCUGGAACAGCAGUGAGCCAUAUCCAGCUGGAAAAGACGGUACCCAUAGACAUUUUUCUGCUGCACAGUGAUUUGGAUAUGAAUGGGAAGGCAAGUACUGGUGCUCAGAAGAUCACACACUCCAAAAGUGGCAGUAUGGUGUCAGACAUGUCUCUUCAAGCCAAGCAUUAUAAUCGGAUGCCUUCCACUCCUACAAAGGUGGUGACAUUUGGGAAACGCUCCAACUCUAUGCACAGGAAUCCAAAAGCAGAGGUGACCAAACAGGGAUGGCUGUACAAGCAGGCCAGCAGUGGGGUGAGGCAGUGGAACAAGAGGUGGUUCGUCCUCACCGACAGAUCUCUCUUCUACUACAAAGAUGAGAAGGAGGACACAGUGUUAGGAAGUUUGCCCCUACAGAGUUUCCAAAUUGGAGGAGUGGAGCCUUUGGAUAACAUCACCCGCAAGUUUGCCUUUAAGGUUUGGUUGGAGGAAGAAGCAGAGGGGUGUGAGAAUUCGGAGUUGAAGCGUCCUGUUGUAUUUUGCAUGCAGGCGGAGCACACUGGGACAAAGACAUACUACUUCAGCACAGACAGCCAUGAGGACCAAGAAGAAUGGAUUAGAGCCAUGAGUGAGGCAUCAGAGGUCAACGUUCAGCCAAAACAGAGAAUGAACUGGGAUGCUACGACUGAUCUCAACCACACCAUGGUGACCAAGGCACCCGACGAACAACAGCAUCCACACACACAAACAUACAAUGAGAAUUAUAGUGACCUGCCACCUUACCCUAAAAUCAACGGGUUUGACAGUGUUGACACACCCUCACCCUCCCUCCCCCUCUCAAAUCAAGAGAAAAAAUACAAUGCGGGAAGGUGCAAGGAAGGCGAUGAUGAUGUUGGCGGACCUGGUCCUGACAAUGUCGCUCGACCAAAUCACCAUCCAAAUGAUGGCAACUACAACCCUUGCGAAACCAUACCACUGUACCCUCCAUCCAGAAGUCAAAGUGGACAUUGUGCCACUCAGGGACACCCCCAGCAGGAUGCCAGUCCAUCGAACAUUUCCAGGGAGGGACAGCAAGAGAAUGUGGUGCUAAGGAGGGGCUUUGUGCCCAGGACAGCACCAGAGAGGGUGGCACAGAGGAAGAGCUCCAUGGCCCAGCUGCAACAAUGGGUCAACCAACGGCGUGGCAUGGCGUCCCAGGAAGACCUAAACAGCCCAUCCUGUUUCUACCCAGUGAGCCAUGGGGUCUCAGCUGACUACUAUGGUUAUCCUGGUGGCCCCCAGUAUGUAGAGGAGUACCCUUUAUACUUGCCAGGGGUCCGACCUGACAGCAUCUGUUCUGUCUCUGCUGUGGGGGGCUAUGACCGACCCUGGAUUGUUGACGAGAAGCGCCACUCACUGAGAGAUGAACACUAUCACUUUUAUGGACCUCCAAUGCCCAGGGACCAAUGGAGGCAACAAUACUAUUAUGGAAUGGAAACAUCCAUGAAGCAUCUAUCCAUUAAGCCACGCUCCAGGUCUGUGCCCAGGUCACCGUCUUCUUCAUCAGGGGGGCUCUUCUCACCAGUGCCACCCAACUUUGCCUCACCAGUUCGAUCACCAUCUGUUCGCUUUGACCGGUUUCCAGCAAGGAUGAGGGAUGAUGUGGUUUAUGCUGAUCCCUCUGUCUACAGCCUGAGGAGAUCCCCAAGCUCAUCAAAGUACGAGAACCAUGGAAAUAGGAGGUCCCUAAACCAAGGAUUAUAUUCCAACUACCCUAGGUCCCCCUCCAUCCACAAUAACAUGGAGGACAUAUUAGACCUUCAACUGCAGCGCAAUCUGGAAUACUUAGACCAAAAGGUGCCUCCUUUUCACGAUGUCUACAGCAGAGAGUUACAUCCCACAUUAAAACUCAAUGAGAUUGAAACCAGUAAACUCUUGGGUCGACUGUGUGAGCAGAACCGACUUUUGAAAGACCAUGAGGCUGUAGUCCACAGACUAAGAAUGGGCAAGGACAGCCUAGAGGAAGCAUUGGUGGCAACUCAUCAGGAGAUGGACCUUUACCAUAACCAGCCUUUAGCCAUGGAAAAGUUGCAGUUCACAAAGGAAACCCUGCAGAACCAGCUCAUCAACAUCAGAGGGGAGCUCUCCCAGGCCUCCAGUGCUUUAACCACCACUCGUAUGGAGUUUGAAACACUAGAGGACGAGGCCAGUGCCAUUCACGGAGAUCUGUGGGAGCAGCUAAAUGCAGGAGGGCAGAGGGAACUGGUUCGUAGGCACAUCCAGAAAGAGUUUUGGAGAGUACAAGAUGUAUUAGAGGGACUACACAAGAAUAACUCAUCCAGAGGUACUGACACAGGCAAAAACAGAGUGGCCAAUGGUGCAUCAGGCUCCUUUAGCACCAAUAGUCCAGCCAGUCCCAUGAGCUCAGUAAGCCUCACCAGCCCACUUAGUCCCUUCUCCCCAGUGCCAGGGUCCCAGGCCUCCCCAAUCAAACAGCCGGCUCAGGAGGAAAGUGUUCCCCCAAGGCCUCCCCUCCCCAAGUCCUAUUACCCUUUGGAGCUCUCGUCUACCUUCUCUCUCUCAACCACCACCCCGCCCUUUGACAGCACCGCCUGGCUUCGCAGCUUGGGCAUUGAUGAAGGUUACUUUGAUUUUGAAGAUUCUCACUUCAGAAAGCUCAAGAUUAGAGAAGAAAAAGCUACCAGUGAUGUGCAGGAUGAGAUCCAGGACAGACAAGCUACCACAAAUAAAGUUGGCAUUGUUCCACCUAGAACGAAGUCCCCCACCGACGAAUCACACAGCAGCUCUAUUGGAGUUUCCUGGUAUAAUGCCAGAGUGCCUAGGGAACGUCCAAAGAGUGCUGUGUUUACUGCAGAGGUGAAGUCAAAGAUGAGUGUGGAGGAGCAGAAUGAUCGAAUCCGCCGUAACCAGAGCAGCUCUGUGAGAGACAAGAGGCGGAGUCUAACCCUGUUAGGUGGCCAGUCUCCAGCCCACUACAAAGUGAUCCGUAGGCGGCUGACAGCCCAUGAGAUUGACAUCAAACACUUGGAGGCUGCAGUUCGAGGCCAGGGGCAAGAAUCACCUCGGGAAGAAAUUGCUCGCCUGCGACGGUUACAAGUUGAACCAGAACACUAUGACUUUGACAUCAGCAAAGAGGACCUAUGUUAAAGCAUGGACUGAGGAGUCUGAGGAGGCUCUGACUGCUUUGACUCAACUGUGUGGGAAGAACUGUGUUUCUCACGGGGAGGACAUUGACAGUUUAACAGGCUGCAUAACGGACUACAUUAACUUCUGUGUUGAUAACACUCUACCCACCAGGACUGUACGGUACUUUUCUAACAGCAAACCCUGGAUUAAUUCUGAUAUAAAGGCCCUACUUAAGGAGAAAAAGAGGCCUUUAGGUCAGGAAACAAGGAGGAGCUGAAGGCUGUGCAGAGGGAGCUGUGGAAGAAGAUCAGAGAGGGGAAGAACAACUACAGGAAGAAGAUGGAGCACCAGCUGCAGCAGAGAAACGUCAGUGGAGUCUGGAAAAGCCUUAAAACAACUAAGGGCAGAGGACUCCAGACUCCCAGGCUGCAGGGGAUCAGACAUGGGUGAACGACAAGAGCCUAUUAUUCAAUAGAUUUGACCAGACACCCACCCCUCCCCCGGCCCAGUCAUCUCUGCUGCCCCCACCACCUCUUUCAUCCCCCCUGUUUAUUGCCCCAUUCUCACCUUUACCUCCCUUUCCACAGCUUUCAUGUGGCAGACUCCCCCCAUCCGACACUCAGCCCCCCUGCUCCAGUGUGUCCCUCUCGUCUCUCUAGGUGAGAAAUGAGUUGAGGAAAAUGAAGAUGAAGAUGGUUAUGGGUCCAGAUGGGAUCAGCUCCAGGCUCCUCAAGUCCUGUGCAGACCAGCUGUGCAGGAUUGUGGAAUAUAUCUUCAACCUGAGCCUGAAGCUGGGAAAAGUGCCACUGCUGUGGAAAACCUCCUGCAUGGUACCUGUACCAAAGAUCCCUCACACAAAAGACUUUAACAGCUACACACCAGUUGCUCUCACUUCACACCUGAUGCAGACCAUGGAGUAGCUGGUCCCCGUCCAUCCCUAUCCUCUGUUGGGUCCUUUUAUGGACCCACUCCAGUUUGCAUAUCAACCUGGCAUCGUAGUGGACGACACCAUCAUUUUCCUCCUGGACAGAUCACUGUCUCACCUGGAGAAGCCUGGAAGCACUGUGAGGAUCAUGCACUUUGAUUUCUCCAGACUACAUGUCAGACACAAUAAUCUGCAGUACGGGAGCCCCACAGGAAAUUGUACUGGCAAUAGUACUGGCAAUAUAAUGGCAAUAAUGGCAAUAUCCCAGAUUCCCUUAUAAAUCGUGUGAUUUUAAGAAUUGUUGCAUGACAACAAUUUAACAAUUUCUGAAAAAAAACAAUUUGUGAAAUGUCUACACGUAAUUCUGAAUCAUUGGUGCCUUCUUGUAAAUUCAGUAUUAAAUACAACACAUUAAACUGUCUCUUUACUUGUAAAGCAUUUCACAGCAUCAGUGUCUGUUUUUGAUGUUUAACUUGCAUCCCAUCUGCUUGAUUGGGCCAUUAAAUUGGACUACUGCCAUUGUCCCAGUAUACGAGCACUAGGGGAGAAUAGAUUUAUUGACAGUAUGUCCAUAAGUAUGCCUGACUGGUGGAACCACAGUAGCUGGUGAUAGCCAUUGUUUCCACUAGUUGCUACUGGACCCUCAACCAGUUGACUUAUUACAUCACAUACCAAACAAGUUAAGAAGUGGCAAACAUACUGCAUAGUGAAUGGUGAGACAACAUGAAUUGUGUCUUAUCAUUUGUACAAAAAUGUGCUGUUAUGGAUUUAUGUCAUGGACGACUUCCUGGUCAAUGCCCAGUGUGGGGACUGUGAUGGAUGCACAGCACGGCGAGUCCAUUUCAGGUCCGACUAAGCUAACCCCAGUUUCUGGGUCUGUUAGUCCGACUUUGAGAAAUUUGAUUUAGUAAAAUUUCAGUCAGAAUAUCAUGUUUACAUGGGCAGUUUAAGUUGGACUAACACAAUAGUCUGAUUUGUUCAAAUGUCAUGUAAACAUAGUGACUGAUUUCAACUAGGGUUUUUACCAAUUACACCAAAUUGAUUAAAGAAUAUAACAUACUGAGGGUUAACAUGUAAAAUCCUACAAAUUCAGUAAGAAGUAACUAUUAUUAGAUUCUUCUUUGGAGAAAAAACUAAGGGGAGAAAAUCACCAGAAAAAAGCUCCAUAAGACUCUUAUGGCUGUAUGAAUGUUGUGAAAUGCUGUCUACAACAAACAUAGUCACUUUACUGAUAAAAUACAUGCAUACAAAAGAACAAGCUGGCAGAAGAUAGGUCAAGGACAAGUGGCAGGCUGAGGUCAGCGUUAAGCAGUAGCUUUUAACUGUCACCAAGGCCACACAUUUAAAGCAUAUUUAUACAUCUGCUGAAGAAAAGAAAAAGAAAAAAAUACAUGACAAAAAAAACUGCAUUGAUGUCGUCCAAGCACAACAACCUUAGUAUCCUCAAGUGAAUUGACUUGCACCACUUGAGACUGUUAAUACGUUUUGUCACGCACCUUCUCAUAUUUGGGCAGAACAAAAUGAAUCAAGUAGGGCAAUUAAUGCUAUGUACUUUAUGAUGGUGCUACAGUCCCACCCAUUGGUAAAAUGGUGCCGAAUUUGUUAUGGUCACUCAGACAUCACACUCAAAAUCUUUCUUAUAUCCACAGGGAUGGUGACAUACCGACUUUGUCAUGGAAAAAACAUAUUUUUUCUCAUACACCUUACAAUGAAAAGCAAUGGCACCACAAGUGCCAGUCUAGAAUAUUCUUGUUUGAACUUAAAUUGCCUUCUGUCAAGAUGAUGGUCAGCAAAUUCUGAAAGGAAUCACAAAACAUUCUGCUGGUUUCGGGUGUCAAAACAUUCAGUGAUGUUUCACCCAACACUAACCAAAAACGAACUUUGCAUACAGUAAGUUUACAGAUACAAUGCAGUCAUAAUUUGACAGCAUUUGAACCAGCUAAAUGGCUUUUGUGUCAAUUCUGGGAGCAUUUGAAUGAAAACAUUUUUUCAGUGAUAUGCAGCAUAUUUGCUUAUUUGCAUAUUAUGAAAAAUGUAGAAUAAUAGACUUUUUAAUUGAAGUUAACUUUUAUCACACAACAGUGCCUGUGCUAAAAGAAAUUCAGCUCUGUAAGAUGUAGUACUGAUUGGUUUUGCCGGUGGAAUUUUUGUAGUAAUCCAUGCCCAUCUUAAAGCCCCUCCUUAAGGAUAGGGCAGUGCUUAGUGUGUCAGUUGUCGAACAAGAGAAGACGAGAUAGCUGUGUUUAGAGCAGACUUGUGUUAGCAGUAAGUAGAAGGAAAAAUUUAGCAGAGAAGUUUUUCUUUUAGUAGCCGUAAAUGUACAGUUCAGGUUACAGUUUGACCAUGAUUAAACUUUGCAGGUCGUGGAUUCACAAGAAGAACUUAUGUUUGAGUGACAGCUAACUAUUCCUGCAAAUAUCCAUUCAUAUCAGUUUUAUCGCUAAUCCAUGCUAAUGGUGUUGAUUUUGCUAGAACAGAAGUCUGGUUACGAUGGUAAUAACUAUUCAUUACUAUUAACCAUACCCAUAUUCUUUGUAUGAGAAAGAACUUUGAAGUUAGACAGGGAGAGAAACUGACUUGAGGUGGGCUUUAGUCAAUCAUUGCAAAAGUGUGAAUCAUCUGAGUCAUGAUUCUAGAUUGUGCAAACAGAAUUUUGUAGGAAGCCAUGCAUGCAUCUUCCACAAAAAAUAUAAUCGCUGAACACAGAAAUUGUAGAACAGUUCAGGUCACACUUCAGCUGUGUUUUGCGUAUUACUGUCUUUUUUUUAAGUAUUAUGAUUUUUUUUUAUUAUUAUUUUAUUCAGAAUAUGCAAAUGAAAC
Molecule: messenger RNA, 7118 nt
Organism: Acanthopagrus latus (yellowfin seabream)
Lineage: Eukaryota; Metazoa; Chordata; Actinopteri; Spariformes; Sparidae
Gene: plekha6
Product: pleckstrin homology domain containing, family A member 6
Exons: 23
Coding region: 347-3394 (1015 amino acids)
Source: RefSeq, a predicted model, not a curated record